AUGUAAAAUAAAUACAUUCCAAUAACUAAAAACAUUCCAAAGACAAUAUUAAAUAGAAGGUUUAAGAAACUUUAAGAAUUAAUUGACAAUGAAGAAUACUUUAGUGAAGAAUAAAUAAGAAUGAGAGAUGUAUAUUAUAUUGUAAUUUAAGAUUAUAGCCAUUAUUAUAUUUUAUUUAUGUCGGCCAGUAUAUUCGUAACUAGAACAAAAAGCAAGAUACAAAUUUUAAUUUAUCAGAAUUAUUAAUAGAUUAAAUAUAGAAAUAAGAAUAUGAAAUUCAUUUAUAAGACAUGUAUGAUAAAUUAGGACCAAAUCAUGAUUAUCCUAGUAUAUAUAUAUAAAAAGUAGACAGAUUUAAUGAUUGAAGCUAGAAUAAAGGAUACAGAUUUAGAAGAUUAAGAGGAUAUACUAAUACGUUUGAUGCAUGAUAGAUUCAUAAAUGGAUUAGAUAAAGAUUUCAUUAAUUACGAAUAAAUAGAUUUAAAUGAGUAUAAUGAAAUAUAAUUUUAGAGAUUAUGAUGACUAGAAAUAGAUAAAUAUAGAUAUAGAAGAAGAAUAUUUUGAGAAUAUAAAUAUGGAUGAAAGAAAUGAAGAAGUAAAAUAAUCAGAAUAUACAGGAAUUUAAGAUUAUUGA
Paramecium sonneborni is the source of this 634-nucleotide messenger RNA. Lineage: Eukaryota; Ciliophora; Oligohymenophorea; Peniculida; Parameciidae. The record is from the annotation of a GenBank genome assembly.